CGUCAUUCACAACAGUCCGUAUCACUUUACGGCACUGUUGACAGCGCUUUCCUUUUCUGGAUGUGUUCGCUGUUUGUGACGUUUUAAGUUUGUGUAAUUGACAUUUUCUUCAGGCUGUCAUGAAAUGAGUAUUUUUGAGUUAUUUCGUGGAUUCUUCGGGGUACCUGGAGGCCGAAGGGACCCUUUCUUUGAAUCCAUGACUCGUGAUGAAGAGGAGGAGGAUGACGAUGGAUUUUACUAUGAUGGAUUCCAAGGAGAUCAACAGGACCCGUUUGAUGGUACAUGGAGGUUUGGCUUUAGUUUUGGCCCUGACGGGAUGAGGUUCCAGGAACCUGCAGCGUUUGGAGAGAUCCUCAGGGAGAUGGAGGAGAUCUUUUCCCACAUGGACCAGUGGAAGGGAAGCUUCGAUUCCCAAGAGUUUGGUGUUCCCAGGUUCCUGCCACCACUGGCGGAGGAUGGAGGAAGAAGUGGUGGUAAGCAUUCUAAAAGGAAUCCCCUGAGAGAUUUUAUGUUGAAAUCCCCAGACAGUCGCCAACAGAGCCCUCAGAGAGAGCCGGCUGCAGAGCACAGAAAUAAUCAAGAUUCUUCUUUCAUAUCACCAGGAUUUCACCCAACGCCAUUUUCAAAGUUUAAUGGUAUUUGGAGAUCAGGGCCACAGACAGCAUCUGAAGAAGAACGCAGAGAAGACAGAGAUCUAGAUUCUGCUGUGUCCUCUGGAGGCCUGGAUCAGAUAUUGAUUCCACCUUCUGCCAAACCACCAAUCCAGCCAAGAACCAGCUCCUUCUUCCAAUCAGUCACUGUCACCAAGGUGGUGAAACCUGAUGGGACCGUAGAGGAGAGGCGAACAGUUAGAGAUGGCCACGGCAACGAGGAGACCACAGUGACCCGAUCAGGAGGUCCUGGAAAUCCGGACGGUCCUGAGGACCACGGGACACCCGUCAUACAAGGUGGACAGCGCCCCUUUUCUGACAUGCGGAAUGAAGAAUCAUUACUGAAUAAAUUUUUUAGAGGGCUUAAAUAAACUAUGAUGUGAAUUA
Molecule: messenger RNA, 1037 nt
Organism: Thalassophryne amazonica
Lineage: Eukaryota; Metazoa; Chordata; Actinopteri; Batrachoidiformes; Batrachoididae
Gene: hax1
Product: HCLS1 associated protein X-1
Exons: 7
Coding region: 125-1021 (298 amino acids)
Biological process (GO): negative regulation of apoptotic process; regulation of actin filament polymerization
Cellular component (GO): sarcoplasmic reticulum; clathrin-coated vesicle; actin cytoskeleton
Source: RefSeq, a predicted model, not a curated record